Asparagus officinalis (garden asparagus) is the source of this 796-nucleotide messenger RNA. RefSeq names its product actin-depolymerizing factor 5-like. The transcript has 3 exons. Gene Ontology annotation, cellular component: actin cytoskeleton; cytoplasm. Gene Ontology annotation, biological process: actin filament bundle assembly; actin filament depolymerization. Bases 91 to 534 code for a protein of 147 amino acids. The record is from RefSeq and is a predicted model, not a curated record. Gene Ontology annotation, molecular function: actin filament binding. Lineage: Eukaryota; Viridiplantae; Streptophyta; Magnoliopsida; Asparagales; Asparagaceae.
AAGGGCAUUCCAACAACUAAUAAAUCUCUAUAAAUACCCCCCCACCAUACUUUCCUCCCCUCCCCAAAGCAAGCAAGCAAGCAAGCGACCAUGGCCAUGGCGUUCAAGAUGGCGACGGAGGGGAUGAAGGUGAGGGACGAGUGCAAGAGCUGGUUCAUGGAGAUGAAGUGGAAGAGGGUCCACCGCUACAUCGUGUUCAAGAUCGACGAGGGGUCGAAGGCCGUGAUCGUCGACAAGGUCGGGGGCCCGGGGGAGGGAUACCACCACCUGGCGGGCGUCGCUGGCCGGACGACGACUGCAGAGUACGCCGUGCUCGAUUUGCGGAUUUCGGUGCACGCCUACCGCAACUGGCCACAAGAGCAGGAUAGAUGCUUCAUCAGUUGGUCUCCCACCAAAUCAAGGAUAAGAGCAAAGAUACUAUAUGCGACAUCAAAGCAAGGGCUGAGGAGGGUCCUUGAUGGGGUUCACUACGAGGUGCAGGCCACUGAUCCGACCGAAAUGGGUUACGACGUCAUCACCGAGAGGGCCAAAUGAAUGAGGAGGACUUUUAUAUAAUUUUAUCACUUUUAAUUUUAAUAAAUAUAUGUUAUCGUCGUGCUCAGGUGUGUUUGAUUAUGUGUUAACCGCUGGUUAGGCCCUUAAGAAAAGAGCAAGAAAUGGGGCGUGGUAAAAGGCUUAAACCACCCACCCGUUUCUUUCGAAGUUUUGCGCUGCCCAACCUGACUCGGUGGCUUCCGAGUGUUGUUUGCAUUCUGUGAAUAAUGAUGGUUAUCAGAACGUAAUUCCUCUUUCAAAA